GCUGGCUUGAUCAAUCCGAAAGGGGACAGACUGGGCUGCUAUGCCGCUGGGAUGAUGGCUGCGUUUGGGAUGUUGAGUUACGAACACCGGCCCCUCAAACGGCCCAGACUUGGUCCUCCUGACGUUUACCCUCAAGACCCAAAGCAAAAAGAGGAUGAACUGACUGCAUUGAACGUCAAGCAGGGAUUUAAUAACCAGCCAGCUGUAUCAGGAGAUGAGCAUGGUACUGCUAAAAAUGUCAACUUUAACCCUUCUAAGAUUAGCUCAAACUUCAGCAGCAUCAUUGCAGAGAAGCUUCGUUGCAACACGUUCCCAGACACGGGGAAGAGGAAACCGCAGGUCAACCAGAAGGACAACUUCUGGCUGGUCACAGCGCGAUCACAGAGCUCCAUCAACAACUGGUUUACAGAUCUGGCCGGGACCAAACCUCUCACUCAGCUCGCCAAGAAGGUCCCCAUCUUCAGUAAGAAAGAGGAGGUGUUUGGCUACCUGGCCAAGUAUUCCGUCCCUGUGAUGCGUUCUGCCUGGAUGAUCAAAAUGACCUGCGCGUAUCACGCCGCCAUCACCGAAACUAAAGUCAAGAAGAGGCAUGUCAUUGACCCCUGUAUAGAAUGGACUCAGAUAAUUACGAAGUAUCUCUGGGAGCAGCUCCAGAAGGUGGCGGAGUUCUACAGACAGUCCCCCAGCCAGGGCUGCGGCUCCCCUCUGCCCGCCCCCCCGUCUGAGGUGGAGACGGCCAUGAAGCAGUGGGAAUACAACGAGAAACUGGCCAUGUUCAUGUUUCAGGAUGGCAUGUUGGACAGGCAUGAGUUCUUGACGUGGGUGCUGGAAUGCUUUGAGAAGAUUCGUCCAGGAGAAGACGAGCUUCUCAAGUUGCUCCUGCCACUCCUUUUACAGUACUCAGGCGAGUUUGUGCAGUCAGCCUAUUUGUCAAGGAGGCUGGCGUACUUCUGCACACGCCGGCUCAAUAUGCUGAUAAGUGAUGGGAGUCUGGGGCCCAGUGCAGGAGGGCACCCGCCCCACAGCAUCACGGGCCAGCCGAGCAGUGCCCUACCCCCCACCCCCACCGCCCAGCCCACUGGGGGCACCCAGCCCCAGACACCCUUUACUGAUUUCUACAUCUGCCCCCAGCACCGGCCAGUGGUGUUCGGCCUCAGCUGCAUGCUCCAGAGCAUUGUGCUCUGCUGCCCGAGUGCACUGGUCUGGCACUACUCGCUAACAGACAGCCGGAAUAAGACGGGCUCCCCACUCGACCUGCUGCCCAUCGCUCCCUCCAACCUGCCCAUGCCAGGGGGCAACAGCACCUUCAACCAACAGGUCCGUGCCAAGGUGAGGGAAAUCGAGGAGCAGAUUAAGGAGAGGGGGCAGGCCGUGGAGUUCCGCUGGUCUUUCGACAAGUGUCAGGAAACGACAGCGGGGUUCACCAUCGGCCGAGUCCUGCACACGCUGGAGGUUCUGGACAAUCACAGCUUUGAAAAGUCUGACUUCAGCAACUCGCUGGACUCCUUGUAUAAUCGAAUCUUCGGGUCAGGCCAAAGUAAAGAUGGGCACGAGAUGACUCCAGACGACGAUGCUGUGGUCACCCUGCUGUGCGAGUGGGCCGUGUGCUGUAAGCGCUCGGGCAGACACAGGGCCAUGGUGGUGGCCAAACUGCUGGAGAAGAGACAGACAGAGAUCGAGGCAGAGAGGUGCGGGGAGUCAGAGGUGGUGGAUGAGAAGGGCUCCGUGUCCUCUGGCUCUCUCUCGGCUGCCACUUUGCCCGUCUUCCAGGACGUCCUGCUGCAGUUCCUGGACACGCAGGCCCCUGUCCUCACUGAGCCUGGUAAUGAGAGUGAGCGUGUGGAGUUCUCCAACCUGGUGCUGCUCUUCUGCGAACUCAUCCGCCACGAUGUCUUCUCCCACAACAUCUACAUGUGCACGCUCAUCUCUCGCGGCGACUUGGCCUCUGAGUCCCACUUGCCCCGCCCCCGGUCUCCAAGCGACGAGCCCUCCGACGAAUCGGAGCGCAAAGAGCAGGAUGCGGGCAACGGCGUCAAAAUGGAGGACACCGGUCUGUCCGAGCCUAUGGAAAUAGACCACAACUCCAGCGCAAACUUCGAUGAGAUGUUCUCCCCUCCUAUGCACUGUGAAGCCAAGGGAAGCCCCUCGCCGGAGAAAGCCGUCCCGGAGCUGGACGGGAAGAGUGGCAUUAAGGAGAAGGGAAUGGACCCAGCCUUCCCGCAGGUGUACGAGCAGCCGAGACACAUCCAGUAUGCCACACACUUCCCCAUCCCGCAGGAAGAGAGUGCCAGUCAUGAGUGUAACCAGCGCCUGGUGGUCCUCUAUGGAGUGGGCAAGCAGAGAGAUGAGGCCCGCCAUGCCAUCAAGAAGAUCACCAAAGACAUCCUGAAAGUUCUGAACCGCAAGAGCACAGCUGAGACCGGAGGUGAAGAAGGGCAGAAGAGGAAGAGGAGUAAACCAGAGGCCUUUCCCACUGCCGAAGACAUUUUCUCCAAAUUCCAGCACCUCUCCCACUUUGACCAGCACCAGGUCACCUCUCAGGUGUCGAGGAACGUUCUGGAACAGAUCACCAGCUUUGCCUUAGGGAUGUCCUAUCACCUGCCCUUAGUCCAGCACAUACAGUUCAUCUUUGACCUCAUGGAGUACUCGCUCAACAUAAGUGGUCUCAUAGACUUCGCCAUUCAGCUCCUGAAUGAGCUCAGUCUGGUGGAGGCCGAGCUCUUGCUGAAGUCGUCCAGUCUGGCGGGCAGUUACACAACCAGCCUGUGCCUGUGCAUCGUAGCUGUGCUGCGACGCUAUCACUCCUGCCUCAUUCUCAACCCUGACCAAACCGCGCAGGUCUUCGACGGGCUUCGGAUCGUGGUGAAGUCGGGCGUGAACCCUGCAGACUGUUCAUCUGCUGAACGCUGUAUCCUAGCUUACCUGUACGACCUCUAUACCUCCUGCAGUCAUCUGAAGAGCAAGUUCGGAGAGAUCUUUAGUGAGUUCUGCUCCAAGGUGAAGAACUCCAUCUACUGGAACAUCGAUCCAUCAGACUCCAACAUGCUGUGGGACCAGUUGUUCAUGAUUGAUGCCAUAGCCAACCCUUCAGCGCACAACCUCCACCACUCCAUGGUGGGCAAGAUUCUCAACGACAGUCCGGCCAAUCGGUACAGCUUUGUGUGUAACGUCCUGAUGGACGUGUGCGUGGACCACCGCGACCCAGAGAGGGUUAACGACAUCGGCAUCCUGUGUGCGGAGCUGACGGCGUACUGCCGCUCCCUGAGCGCCGAGUGGCUGGGCGUGCUCAAGGCUCUCUGCUGCUCCUCCAACAACGGCAACUGCGGCUUCAACGACCUGCUGUGCAACGUGGAUGUGAGCGACUUGUCAUUCCACGACUCCUUAGCUACGUUCGUAGCUAUCCUCAUAGCUCGUCAGUGCCUCCUGCUGGAGGAUUUGGUGCGGUGCGUGGCCAUCCCAUCCCUCCUCAACGCCGCUUGUAGUGAGCAGGACUCUGAGCCUGGAGCCAGACUGACCUGUAGAAUUCUACUACAUCUCUUCAGAACCCCUCAGAGAAACCCCUGUCCACAGGACGGCAAAACAGAUAAAUCUACAGUGGGCAUCAGGUCAUCGUGUGAUCGCCAUCUGCUGGCUGCAUCGCAGAAUAGCAUCGUGGUGGGUGCAGUCUUUGCGGUAUUAAAGGCUGUUUUCAUGCUGGGGGACGCUGAGCUGAAAGGUUCGGGCUUUUCCCAUCCUGCUGGGCUGGAUGAUAUCGGAGAAGACGACAUGGGGUCCAAGAAAUCCGGAGGCCGUAACGUCUCCAUAGAAACAGCCAGCCUAGACGUUUACGCCAAGUAUGUGCUGAAAAGUAUCUGUCAGCAGGAGUGGGUUGGUGAGCGCUGUCUGAAGUCUCUGUCGGAGGAGAGCAGUGCCCUGCAGGACCCAGUGCUGGUGAACAUCCAGGCUCAGCGGCUCCUACAGCUCAUCUGCUACCCACACAGGCAGCUGGACAGCGAGGAGGGGGACAACCCACAGAGACAGCGCAUCAAACGCAUCCUCCAGAACAUGGACCAGUGGACCAUGAGACAGUCUUCUCUCGAGCUUCAGCUUAUGAUUAAGCAAAGUUCAAAUAACGAGCUGUAUUCCCUGCUGGAGAACAUUGCCAAAGCAACCAUCGAGGUUUUUCAGAAGUCUGCUGAAAUGAACUCCAGUAACCCUUCUUGGAACGGAGCCGCUGCCUCCAGCAGCUCCGUCUCCCUUAGCAACAAUGCCAGCAAGCUCAAACCAGUGCUCAGUUCGUCGGAGCGCUCGGGCGUGUGGCUGGUGGCCCCGCUGAUCGCCAAGCUGCCCACCUCUGUGCAGGGGCACGUCCUGAAGGCAGCAGGCGAGGAGCUGGAGAAGGGCCAGCACCUGGGCUCCUCCUCCCGCAAGGAAAGAGACAGACAGAAACAGAAGAGUAUGUCGCUCCUGAGCCAACAGCCCUUCCUGUCUCUGGUUCUGACGUGUCUGAAGGGCCAGGAUGAGCAGAGAGAGGGCCUCCUCACCUCCCUCUACAGCCAAGUCCAGCAGAUUGUCACUAAUUGGCGCGAGGACCAGUACCAGGACGACUGCAAGGCCAGACAGAUGAUGCACGAAGCUCUGAAGCUCCGACUCAACUUGGUGGGCGGGAUGUUUGACACGGUGCAGCGGAGCACGCAGCAGACCACAGAGUGGGCAGUACUCCUUCUCGAGAUCAUCAGCAGCGGCACCGUUGACAUGCAGUCCAACAAUGAGCUGUUCACCACCGUCCUGGACAUGCUGAGCGUGCUGAUCAAUGGGACACUGGCGGCCGACAUGUCCAGCAUCUCGCAGGGCAGCAUGGAGGAAAACAAAAGAGCUUACAUGAACCUGGUGAAGAAACUCCGGAAAGAGCUAGGUGAUCGUCAGUCAGAGAGUCUGGAGAAAGUUCGACAGCUGCUGCCGCUACCCAAGCAGACCCGGGAUGUCAUUACCUGUGAACCCCAGGGUUCGCUGAUAGACACCAAGGGCAACAAAAUAGCUGGUUUUGAGAAAGAGGGUCUGCAGGUGUCGACGAAGCAGAAGAUCUCUCCGUGGGACGUGUUUGAGGGUCUGAAGCACUCGGCACCGCUCUCCUGGGGCUGGUUCGGGACAGUGCGUGUCGACCGCAAAGUCACCCGCUUCGAGGAGCAGCAGAGACUCCUCCUCUACCACACCCACCUGAAGCCCAAACCGCGCAGUUAUUACCUGGAACCCCUCCCCCUGCCCCCGGAGGAGGAGGAGCCUCCCACGCCCGUGCCACAAGAACCGGAGAAGAAGAUGGUGGAGCCGGUAAAGACCGAGAAGACCGUGCCCAGCGUGACUGCCGAUCCCACCAAGAAAAAGUCCAAAAAGAAGAAAACUCCUUCCACGAGUAAACCGGAGGACUAUACGGCACGUAACCCAGGUGUGAUGCCCUAUGGAGCAGGCAUGAACUCUGACCUCAUGAACAUGGGCCAACCAAACCACCCUUACAGGCCGUUAAACUACACUCAGUCGUCGAUGCUGUACACCCAGAACCAGCCUCUCCCUCCAGGAGGUCCGGGCCUGGAGCCACCGUACAGACCGCGCGCCAUGCCCAUUAACAAGAUCAUACCCACGCGGCCCAACUACCCUGCCAUGAUGCCAGGCAUGCAGGGUGGCAUGGGCAUGAUCCCCAUGGACAACAAGCAGUACCCUAUGGGUUUCAAACCGCAGCCUGCCAUGCCACAGAGCCAGAUACUCCGACAGCAGCUGCAGGUCAGACUGAACCAGAGCAUAAUUGGACAGAUGAGGCAGAUGACACCCAAUCAGCCAUACACGUCAAUGCAGCCCGCGCAGAACAUUUCACAGGGUUAUACCACCUACGGCUCCCACAUGGGGAUGCAGCCACACCCCUCUCAAACAGGUGGAAUAGUUACUUCCUCGUACGGUAACCAAGGAUUUCAGGGCGCCCACCCUGGUACAAACCCUGGGGUGGUGGACCCUCUAAGGCAGAUUCAACAGAGGCCCAGUGGAUAUGUCCACCAACAAGCACCCGCUGCCUACGCCCACAGCAUGCAAAACACGCAGAGGUUUUCCCACCAGCCCAUGCAGCAGCCCCCCAUGAUGCACAGCAUGGCACAGGGUCACAUGGGGGCGCAGGGCGUGCACCCUGGCAUGAGACCCAACCAGCAAAUGCUGGACCAGCAACAGCCUCCACAGGCCCAGCAGCAGUUCCUCAGGCAGCAGACCCUCCGGCAACAGCAGCAGGUCCAGCAGCAGCAGGUCCAGCAACAGCAGCAGGUCCAGCAGCAACAGGUCCAGCAGCAGCAACAACAGGUGUCUUCUCAGCAGGUCCAGCAGGUGCAGCAGGUGGGGGCGGCACAGCCCCCAGCCCAAGCCCAGAGCCAGACCCUGGGCAUGCAACCGCUGCCCCCACAGCAGCCCAUGUUCCCUCGGCAGGGCCAGGGCAUGCAGCAGACCCAACAGCAGCAGCAGACCGCCGCUCUGGUCAGACAGCUCCAGCAACAGCUGUCCAACACACAACCUGGACAGAACACCAACUCGUACUAUUAGAAGUGGGACUGGGUGCUGUGUGGAGAGGAGGCGUGGCUCUAGCGCUUCCAAAAUGGACUGGUGACUUCAAGUCUUCAUGCUGUACAGAUGUGCGAGCUGAGCACUUGGCAGAGAUUCUGAGCCCAGAGAAUUCCCAGACGAUCAGUCAUCCGACCACAGUGCUGUUUCUUGUACUAGAACUAAACCUGCUCAUCCUGUGAGGGACUGUGCUGUAAACUAGUGAUCAUGGAGAACAAAUGAAGACUUUAUGUAAA
Messenger RNA from Electrophorus electricus (electric eel), 6806 nucleotides. It is a transcript of the gene med12, whose product is annotated as mediator complex subunit 12. Gene Ontology annotation, cellular component: mediator complex. Gene Ontology annotation, biological process: positive regulation of transcription by RNA polymerase II. The record is from RefSeq and is a predicted model, not a curated record. Gene Ontology annotation, molecular function: transcription coactivator activity; transcription factor binding; beta-catenin binding. Lineage: Eukaryota; Metazoa; Chordata; Actinopteri; Gymnotiformes; Gymnotidae.